Megalopta genalis is the source of this 1138-nucleotide messenger RNA. RefSeq names its product kxDL motif-containing protein CG10681. Gene Ontology annotation, biological process: lysosome localization. The record is from RefSeq and is a predicted model, not a curated record. Lineage: Eukaryota; Metazoa; Arthropoda; Insecta; Hymenoptera; Halictidae. Gene Ontology annotation, cellular component: BORC complex.
CUAUACUUAUACUUCAUGGCAAUGUUUGGAGUGCUCGAUGAUUUCAUGGAAAAAAGUCCGUUUGACGGUUAAUGUUAAUUUGUUAUGACGUUGCGUUAAUACAAGUGUCGUUAAUUGAUAAUCAGGACUAUGCUCGUGACGACUAUAAUGAACGUAUAUUGGAACAUCGUCUUGGAACGGACAAUGAUGACAGGAGACGACAACAAUGAAAUCACACGAGGAUAAGUAUUGUUAUUACGAACUAUAGAGAUUUAAGAAAAAAAUGGCAACUGCACAAGGCACACCAGAAUCGGAUACGGGGAGUUUCGAAUGCUUCCAAAAUUACACCGCGCCGGAAGUAUUUAUACAGGGUUUGGCUGGUAUCGUCGAUCAACAGGACGUAGAAUCUAUGAUAAGAGCUCAGAAGCAAAUGCUGCAGAGAUUUGAGAAGACCAACGAGAUGCUAACAAAUUGCAACCAGUUAUCUGUAAAUAGACUAAAGACUGCUGGAUUGGAGUUCAAGAAGCACACGGCCUUGUUGAUUGAGAUGAAGAAGGAUUUGGAUUACAUUUUCAAAAGGAUUCGUAUCGCAAAGAACAAACUGAGUCAGCAGUAUCCUCAAGCAUUCAAUGAGGCUGUAAGAAGCAGCCUGGCAGAAGAAGUAAUAGUGGAGGACGUGGACUGCCCAGUAAAACCGCUGGAACCCGAAAUCGUUCCAUUACCGACCACACCGCAAAAUGUUACUGAUCGAGAUCCAGAUUCUGAUGUGCCGGUCGAGGAGUUUCAGUUUGCAAAGCUGCGGAAGCGACGAAUAAAGAGCAACGAUAGUUCGUCGACGGAGAGCAACAACGAUCACAGUAACGCCGAAACGUCCUCCUGCACGUCCGACACCGGUUAGAGUACUCGUUCCGGAAGUACUAUAUCAGGGACGACUGAAUAUCAGAGAUUAACGAAGACGGGGGAGAUCGUCGAAGAAAGUCUGAGUAAUCGAUGCUUUGAUACCGCCGCGAUUAAUAUCAUUAACGAUGUUCCUCGUUCGGACGAUCCCCAAAGUCCAUCGCCCAAAGAGCAAACGAGCUUGUAAUCGUAUUGCUGUACAUCGCGAGCCUGUGAAUGCUUAUCAUUGUCGAAUAACGAAUAAAGCUGUUUAUACACCGUA